AAACUAGAAAAUUAGCAACUGGGACCUAUGGUCCUUCCUCUCGACAUAUACGGGCUCGACAUCUUUCAUGCAGUGCAUAACUGUGAGUUUGGGUUUGGCUUGGAGGGAAAUGUUAGGUCCGUUGAUUAGGUCGGGAUAGCCUGUAAUUAGAGAAUCUCUACUACAUGCGAACAUAUUCCACCUGCUACCACAGAAGAUAUACAGAGGGCUAACAUGUGAAAAUUAGACCAUGGAUGCUUCCACAAAGAUACUGCUCUUCUCCCUUCACACUUUUCUUCUGUUUCUUCACUAUUCCCACUGCAAAACCUUAAAAACAAUCACUCAGACCCUUCCUCUUCAUGACGGUGACGUUCUGCUGUCGGAGAAUGAAAACUUCGCCCUUAGGUUCUUCAGUCCUGGGAAUUCUACCCAUCGAUUCAUUGGGAUUUGGUACAACAAGGUUGCUGAGCAGACAGUUUUCUGGGUGGCUAAUGGAGACCGGCCAAUCAAUGACACCUCUGGGGUUCUCUCGAUCAACUCCGCUGGGGACCUUGUCCUCCAGUGCUGCAGCAAUGGAAGCUUACCCCUUUGGUCCACGAAUAUGUCGACAACAAUUUCUGACAAUACCAUCAUUGCUCAGCUACAAGACGCUGGCAACUUCAUCCUGCUCCAAGCGCCCAGCAACCAUGUCUUGUGGCAGAGUUUUGAUCAUCCAACAGAUACCCUGAUGCCUUUCAUGAAACUCGGGCUGGAUCGGAGAACCGGCAUGGAUUGGGUCCUGACUUCCUGGCGAUCUAAGGAUGACCCAGGCCCGGGGAAUUUCACUUUGAGGAUCAACCAAACUGGUUACCCGCAACUGAUCCUUUACAGCAAUGGGGCCCCACACUGGCGAGGAGGCCCGUGGAUGGGCCUGCGCUGGAGCGGCGUGCCCCAGGCGACCAACAACUUCAUCUUCAACAUCAGCUUUGUCAAUAACCAGGAAGAGGUCUCAUAUUUCUAUGGGUUAAGGAACACGUCAAUCUUCUCAAGGUUGGUGAUGGACCCCUCUGGCAUGAUCCAACGGUCCACUUGGCAAGCCCGGGAUGGCCGGUGGAACGAGUUCUGGACUGCCCCCGAGGAGCAGUGCGAUCAUUACAGUUUUUGUGGGCCUAACGGCAAUUGCAACCCCGACAAUACGGACCAAUUUACAUGUGCUUGCCUCCCCAGUUUUGAGCCCAAGUCACUGGCAGAUUGGUACCUCAGAGAUGGGUCCGGCGGAUGCAUGAGGUCCCCUGGGGCUUCCAUAUGCCAAAGCGGGGAAGGGUUCAUUAUGGUGCCCCGCGUGAAGGUCCCCGACACUUCUCAGGCCCAUGUCGACAUGAGCUUGAGCCUUAGAGAGUGUGAGCAGAAGUGCUUGAGGAACUGUUCCUGCACAGCCUACACAAGCGCUGAUGAGAGCAGGGGAGGAUUUGGUUGCUUGGCAUGGUAUGGUGAUCUGCUGGAUAUAAGGACAUUUUCUAAUAGUGGACAGGACUUAUAUGUGCGGGUUGAUGCAGCCACGUUAGCUCGUAUGGCGAAGAAGAAAGGAUCUACUGGGAAGUGGUUAAUCGGCGUAACCGUAGCAGCUGGUGUGAUUCUGGUGUUAAUGAUCGUAUUGUUUAUAAUGAAGAAAACGCAACGGAGAACAAGGCCUCUUGAUACCCCAAGGACUGCACAUUUCGAGGAUGAAUCACGGAAUAUGCAGGACCUGGAAUAUGACAGCAAAAAAUCAGAUUUGCCAUUAUUUGAUCUAAGCACUGUAGCCACUGCCACAAACAAUUUUUCUUUCAUUAACAAGCUUGGGCAAGGUGGAUUUGGUUCCGUUUAUAAGGGAGUACUUGAUGAUGGAAAGGAAAUAGCGGUUAAGAGAUUGUCAAAAUCCUCUGGACAAGGAAUCGGAGAGUUCAAGAACGAGGUCACAUUGAUUGCUAAGCUGCAGCACAGGAAUCUUGUGAAAAUCCUAGGCUGCUGUAUCCAAGAGGACGAGAAAAUGUUGAUUUAUGAAUACCUGCCAAAUAAAGGCUUGGACUCAUUUCUUUUCGAUGAAAAGAAGAGGCUUUUGCUUGAUUGGAGAAAACGCUUUGAGAUUGCUUCUGGAAUAGCUCGAGGGAUCUUGUACUUACACCAGGAUUCAAGGUUCAGGAUCAUCCAUCGGGAUCUGAAAACAAGCAAUGUGUUGCUCGACGCUUCAAUGAACCCAAAAAUCUCCGAUUUUGGCAUGGCUAGGAUAUGCGGAGGGGACCAGAUCGAAGGGAAUACUAGACGAGUUGUAGGGACAUAUGGUUACAUGUCACCGGAGUACGCGAUGGAGGGGUUGUUUUCGAUAAAAUCUGAUGUGUACAGUUUUGGAGUCGUGCUGUUGGAGAUCGUUUCUGGGAAAAGAAACAGCAGCUUCUAUCAGGAGAAUCCGUCUUGCAGCCUAGUUGGCCUUGUUUGGGAGUCGUGGCAAAAGGGAUCAUCUUUGGACAUUGUCGACCCAUCAAUGGGCAAUAUGUAUUCCGAUUGCGAGGUUUUGAGAUGCAUCCAUAUCGGAUUGCUCUGCGUGCAAGAAUUUGCCAUGGAUAGGCCUACCAUGUCAGCAGUUGUGUUCAUGUUAGGAACCAACGUGAGGCUUCCUUCCCCGAUGCCGCCUGCUUUCGCUUUCAAGAGGAUACAGGGCAGAUCCGACGUCUCUUCCUCUGGUGAAAAGGCCAACUCAGUAAACGACAUGUCCCUUACUGUUGUCGAAGCCCGUUAAACUAAAUAGCCUUCUAGAAAUGGUACAUUAUGCAAGUGGAUCUAGAAUCUCUUGUUGUGAGAAGAUGCUAAUUUGAGAUAUAUCUCAUACCAUUUUGCUGUGCUUGAAGAGCUGGAUUUGAAACUUAAAGACAACCAUUAAUUAAGAGGAUACUGCUUCCAGGUGUCUGAUUAAUCGGGUGCUGGACUCAUGAUAUCUCUA
This is a messenger RNA of Punica granatum (pomegranate), 2935 nucleotides long. The record is from RefSeq and is a predicted model, not a curated record. NCBI's taxonomy places the organism in Eukaryota, Viridiplantae, Streptophyta, Magnoliopsida, Myrtales, Lythraceae.